Molecule: messenger RNA, 186 nt
Organism: Micromonas commoda
Lineage: Eukaryota; Viridiplantae; Chlorophyta; Mamiellophyceae; Mamiellales; Mamiellaceae
Exons: 1
Coding region: 1-186 (61 amino acids)
Cellular component (GO): mitochondrion
Source: RefSeq, a predicted model, not a curated record
AUGGGCGGCAGCGCGAUGCAGGCGACUCAGAAGCAGCUGAGCGAAGCAAAGAUCGACCUCGCGUACCGCGACUUCUGCGCGCACUUGCUCAUACCGCUGAACGAGUGCAGAAAGCGGAGCUACUUCCUGCCGUGGAAGUGCGAGCACGAGAGGCACGUGUACGAGAAGUGCCAGUACAAAGAGUGA